Messenger RNA from Phaeoacremonium minimum UCRPA7, 1182 nucleotides. Its product is annotated as putative atp binding protein. Bases 1 to 1182 code for a protein of 393 amino acids. The transcript is spliced from 2 exons. Lineage: Eukaryota; Fungi; Ascomycota; Sordariomycetes; Togniniales; Togniniaceae. The record is from RefSeq and is a predicted model, not a curated record. Gene Ontology annotation, molecular function: GTPase activity.
AUGGCGGACGCAACGACUUCUACCUCGGGCGAGGCUUCUCAGCCUGUUGCCGUUGUCUGUGUAGGGAUGGCAGGCUCCGGCAAGACGACUUUCAUGCAGCGAAUCAAUGCCCAUCUCCAUGCGCAGAAAGAGCCGCCAUACGUGAUCAACCUCGACCCGGCUGUCCUCAAUGUGCCCUUCGACAGCAAUAUUGAUAUCCGCGACUCGGUCAACUAUAAAGAGGUCAUGAAGCAGUACAACCUUGGUCCAAACGGCGGCAUCUUGACAUCUCUAAAUCUUUUCGCGACCAAGAUCGACCAGGUAUUGAACCUGCUCGAGAAGCGCACCGCACCCGAACCUGAGAAUCCAAACAAAAAGCCAGUCAAGAACAUUCUCAUCGACACGCCCGGUCAAAUUGAAGUGUUUGUCUGGUCGGCGUCCGGCACUAUCCUCCUCGAGUCUCUCGCAUCCUCCUUCCCGACAGUGAUUGCAUACAUCAUCGACACCCCACGAACAGCCUCUACCUCGACGUUCAUGAGCAACAUGCUCUACGCUUGCAGUAUCCUAUACAAGACCAAGCUGCCCAUGAUCUUGGUCUUCAACAAGACAGACAUCAAGGACGCAUCGUUCGCCAAGGAGUGGAUGACAGACUACGAUGCAUUCCAGAAUGCGCUCCAGGAAGACGAGAUGAACAACGCCUUUGGCGGUGCCGAGGGUGGCGACGGCAUGGGCAGCGGCAGCGGCUACAUGGGCAGCUUGCUGAACAGCAUGAGCCUGAUGCUGGAGGAGUUCUACGCGCACCUCAGCGUGGUCGGCGUCAGCAGCAUGACAGGGCAGGGCGUCGACGAAUUCUUCCAGGCGGUACAGGAGAAGGCAGAGGAGUUCCGGCGGGACUACCAGCCAGAGCUGGAGAAGAAGCGGAAGGAGCGCGACGAGGCGAAGAAGAAGACCCGCGAGAAGGAGCUCCAGAAGAUGAUGAAGGGCAUGUCCGUUGGUGGGAGCGCAGAAAAGGAGAAGGCCCCUGGUGAAGACGACGACGAUGAUAUGGAUGUCGUCAGCGACGGCGAUAGCGACGACGAAGCCGACGAUGACGAGAACGAUCAGGAGGGUCUGCAGUCACGCUACGAGGCUGCGCUCAGGGGCGAUGAUGAAUCGCUGGGGGCAGAUGCAAGCUUUGCAAAAUACCUACACUCGCAGAGGUGA